This is a messenger RNA of Nerophis ophidion (straightnose pipefish), 5510 nucleotides long. It is a transcript of the gene trim46a, whose product is annotated as tripartite motif containing 46a. Gene Ontology annotation, molecular function: protein binding; zinc ion binding. The coding region runs from base 281 to 2635 and encodes 784 amino acids. The transcript is spliced from 12 exons. Lineage: Eukaryota; Metazoa; Chordata; Actinopteri; Syngnathiformes; Syngnathidae. The record is from RefSeq and is a predicted model, not a curated record.
AGGCUACCGAAUAUUUAUGUAGUUUUUUUUUAAAGGGAGAAUAAAAUAAAAUAAAAAUUAUAUUUUGCUUUCUUAAAUAUUCCAAUACAACAUGAUGAUAGUAAUAUUGAUACAAAAAAAAUCAUAAUACCCUUGUGCUAUUAUAUUUCAUAUUUCCUAUCUCCACUGCAUACAUCCUGCGUGCAGGCUAACGGUAGCACGUUAGUAAGCAGUCUGCCGGCCUACGUGGGUAUAAAUCCGGUUUAAAAGCCUGAGAUAGCAGCUUUGCCUUGGUUUUGGCAUGUCAGACACUGAAUUAAAAACCUUUUCAACCCUCAUGGACGCCUUGCUUCGUAUCAGCUCCAACAUGAAGAGCAUGGAGCAGGAGCUGCGAUGCCCCGUGUGCGACGACACGGUGAAGCAGCCCAUCCUGCUGCCCUGCCAGCACAGUGUGUGUUUGCUCUGCGCCGCCAACGUCUUGGUACAGAGAGGCUACCCUCCUCCUGACCUGCCCCCGGAGCCGCAAUCGCCCGCCUCUACGCCCAACAGUCGCUCCCCGCGGCAGCCCCACAGACCCGCACCCAGGACACCGGACCACCUGGACCGCCUGCUUAGAACCGCUUGCAGCACAUACCCGGGGCGAAGACGUAAGGACACCGCCCCUCCUCCGAUGCUGUUCGCAUGUCCUUCCUGUCAGGAGGACGUGCAGCUGGCCGAGCGAGGCCUGGCGGAUUGUCCCCGCAACCUCACUCUGGAGCGAAUGGUAGAAAGGUACAGGCACACGUUGAGCCUCGGCAGCGUCGCCAUCGCGUGUGCUUUCUGCAAGCCCCCGCAGUCCCUGGAGGCCACGAAAGGCUGCGCCGACUGCAAGGCCAACUUCUGCAACGGGUGUUUCAAACUCUACCACCCCUGGGGGACGCCGCGAGCCCAGCACGAGAACAUUCUUCCCACCCACAACUUUCGCCCAAAGGUGUUGACGUGCACCGAGCACGAGCAGGAGCGCUUGCAGUGGUUCUGCUGCAGCUGCCAGCGGCUGCUGUGCUCGCUUUGCAAGCCGCGCCGCGUCCACCACAACCACAAAGUGCUGCCGACAACACAAGCCUACCAGGCCCUUAAGGAUAAGCUGACCCAGCAGGUCAACUACAUCCUGGCCAAUCAGGGGACCAUACAGAGCCAGAUCACGCAGCUGGAGGCCGCCAUUAAACAAAUGGAGGCCAACAGUGCUGUAGCUCUCCACCAGCUGACCCGCUGCAUGCAGGAGUUGGGGGCCUCCAUCGCCGAGCGCCAGGGGUCCUUGGCCACGGCCCUGGAGGGGUCCCGCAACAGGAGGGUGGAGACUCUGUCUGCUCAGGUGUCAAGGAGGCGGGACAUGCUGGAUCAGGCCGGCCUGAUGUCCUAUGCACACGAGCUUCUCAAGGAGACCGACCAGCCGUGUUUUGUCCAGGCUGCUAGGGUCACUCACAACAGGUUGGUUAAGGCCAUCGCCAACCUGCGAUGUUUCUCCCUGAACGCCGAUCCUUCGUUCCGACACUUCCACCUAGACGCGUCAAAAGAGAUUCCGCUCAUUCGCGGCUUGGCGUUCAUACGUGCUCCGCUGGCGCCGGUGAUCGACACUCAGAAGACGCUUGCCUACGACCAGCUCUUCCUGUGCUGGCGCCUCCCUCAGGACUCGGCCCCGGCGUGGCACUUCUCCGUCGAGUUCCAAAGGCGCACAGGAGCAGUUGGGGCCACGUGGGGCGGAACUCGAUCCCCCGACGCCUCCGCCGCGUGGCGGCGUCUGGACGAAGUGCGAGGCACCAGCGCCGUGGUGGACCAGCUGCAGAUAAACAGUGUUUAUGUGCUGAGGGUGAGGGGCUGCAACAAGGCCGGUUUUGGGGACUACAGCGAGGAGGUUUAUCUCCACACGCCUCCUGCUCCUGUCUUGUCCUUCUCGCUGGACCCUGGCUGGGGUCUGCACUCCGACAGGCUGGCACUGGGUAAAGGUCAAACGUACGCCCGCAGCGUGCCGGGCCUCUCCCUGCUGAAGGUGGCCGACCGCACGCUCACGGCUUGUCACUUGACCUCCGACCUCCUGGUAGCCGACCUGGCUGUCUCUGAGGGCAGACACUACUGGGCGUGCUCGGUGGAGCCUGGAUCCUACCUGGUCAAGGUGGGAGUAGGACAGGAGGUGAGGCUUCAAGAGUGGUUCCAUCAGCCCCAGGACGUGACGAGUCCACGGUACGACCCCGACAGCGGCCAUGACAGCGGCGCAGAGGACGGCCAGGACCCGCCUCCCUUCUGCUUCCUCACUGUCGGCAUGGGCAAGCUCCUCCUCCCCCGAGGACACGCCCCCCACAACCUGAGAGACUGUAGGAGCGUGGCCAGCUCGCACAAGGCCACGCCCCCUUACACGGCGCCCCUGCCGCCCAGACUGGGCGUGUGUCUGGACUGCGACGAGGGCCGCGUGGCCUUCUACGACGCCCACUCCCUGCGAGUGCUGUGGGAGGGGCUUGUGGAUUGCUCGGCUCCCAUGUGUCCCGCCUUCUGCUUCAUCGGCGGCGGCGCCCUCCAGCUGCAGGACCUGGUGGCCAGUCGCAGCAUUGAGGAGGAAGCAGAGCCGCCGGCAUUGAACGCCAAAUCACGAGCUACCAAGCUAAGUAAAGGAAGUGGAAUGUAGUAGGUACACACAAAAGUAUUUGGACACUUUUUUGGGUAAUUAAUCAUUUCAACUUUGUGGAAAUUCAUUUACCACAACAAAUUAACGGCGAUAAACGAGGGUUUGCCGCCGGGGCGCCCAAACUUUUUCCACUGAGGGCCACAGACAGAAAAACUGAAGAAUGCGGCAGCCAUUUUGGUAGUUUUCCCCUUUAAAACAAGUACAAAAUAUAGAUUUUAUUUUUAAAGAACUAGAAACUUCUUGACGAGCCAAAGCCAAACUGACAUGCGAACAGUUAACACGCUGACCAGGAAAAAUAUAAACAAAAUGAGCUAAAAAAAAAAAAGCCAGCAUGCUAACAGCACUGUGCUAACAUGCUAGCAAUAACACGCUUAUGGUUAGCAUUAAUGAAAUACCAAAUUUUUUCACACCUGCUAAAUUAGCUGAACCUCUCACGCAAAUUUUAGCAUGCUAACAUCCUAAAUGUUACAUGCGCCAAGUACCAAUAUAUAUUUUUGGGGAGAAUCCAUCCAUCCAUCCAUUUUCUACCGCUUAUUCCCUUUCGGGGUCGCGGGGGGCGCUGGCGCCUAUCUCAGCUACAAUCGGGCGGAAGGCGGGGUACACCCUGGACAAGUCGCCACCUCAUCGCAGGGCCAACACAGAUAGACAAACAACAUUCACACUCACAUUCACACACUAGGGCCAAUUUAGUGUUGCCAAUCAACCUAUCCCCAGGUGCAUGUCUUUGGAAGUGGGAGGAAGCCGGAGUACCCGGAGGGAACCCACGCAUUCACGGGGAGAACAUGCAAACUCCACACAGAAAGAUCCCGAGCCUGGAUUUGAACCCAGGACUGCAGGACCUUCGUAUUGUGAGGCAGACGCACUAACCCCUCUGCCACCGUGAAGCCCUCUUGGGGAGAAUCAAGUACCAAAAUAUGACUGAGGUUUAUACCUUCAAAAUGAGCUUUAAAAAAGCUAGCAUGCUAAUUGGUAUCAGGUAAAAAAUGUUUUGAUGCUAAAGGUAAAUAACUACAAAAUUAGUUUGAAAAAAGUUAGCACACUAACGUAAGCAUGCUACCAGGUAUCAAGUAACAAAAUGUAUAACGGCAAAAAAAGCUAGCAUGCUAAUAUUUUUUUAUAUUUUGUAGGUAUUCUCACUAAAGGUGAAUACCUACAAGAUUACCUUAAAAGAAAGCUAGCAUACUAACGUAAGCAUGCUAACAGGGAUCGAGUAAAAAAAUGUUUGAUGCAAAAAAAGCUAGCAUGUUAAUAUUUUUUUUAUAUUUUGUAGGUAUUCUCACUAAAGGUGAAUACCUUACAAAAUUAGCUUAAAAAAGCUAGCAUACUAAGGUAAGCAUGCUAACAGGAAUGGAGUAACAAAAUGUUUGAUGGCAAAAAAGCUAGCAUGCUAAUAAUUUUUUAUAUUUUGUAGGUAUUCUCGCUAAAGGUCAAUACCUACGAAAUUAGUUUUAAAAAGCGCUAGCAUACUAACGUAAGCAUGCUAACAGCUAUCGAGUAACAAAAUGUUUGAUGGCAAAAAAAUCUAGCAUGCUAAUAUUUUUUUAUAUUUUGUAGGUAUACUCGCUAAAGGUGAAUACCUAUGAAAUUAGCUUAAAAAAGCUAGCAUGUUAACAGUUAUCAAGUAACAAAAUGUUUGAUGGCAAAAAAAAGCUAGCAUGCUAAUAUUUUUUUUCACAUUUUGUAGGUAUUCUCACUGAAGGUGAAUAUCUACAAAAUUAGCUUUAAAAAAGCUAGCAUACUAACGUAAGCAUGCUAACAGGUAUCGAGUAAUGACAAAAAAAGCUAGCAUGCUAAUAUUUUUUUAUAUUUUGUAGGUAUUCUCGCUAAAAGGUGAAUACCUAUGAAAUAAGCUUAAAAAAAUACUAACAUACUAAUGUAAGCAUGCCAACAGGUAUCGAGCAACAAAAUGUUUGUCGCCCAAAAAAAUAAAAGCUAGCAUGCUAAUAUUCGAAUGCUAAUGAUUGUCGGGCUGCAAAGGGCCCCCAGGCAGCAUUUUGGGCAAUAUACUGUAUUACCCAAUGAUGCCAAUUCAAAACUCCCGAUGCCACUUAGGCAUUAAUCAAACCAGUAAACAUAACACAACUAAUGGACAAAAAUGUAUAUAAAAAUGUUUUUAAGACAUUAUAUCUUUGGGGGAUAGGACCGGCUACACUAUAAACAUAAAUAGUGCCGUUGUUCUAAAAAAACGACCACAAAUCUGUCGUGAUGACGGGGGUCAAGUGAUGCUAAAUUAGCCAUUAUCUCAAUGGGCUUUUGAAUGGACAUCAUACCCGUGACGUCAUUUAGUCCAUCAAACUAUAACAAGCAAACAACGACCACGUUGAUGAUCAGCUUGAAGUGACCGCUUACCGAUAUCACAGAGUCCGUGUACCAAUAGUGAACUCCAUCUAGUGGUACGUAAAAAAAAUAUCACUUGAUUAAAGUACAGUGUUUUAUUUUGCUAUAUUCAAACAGUGUUACAGUUCAAAGUGUGUAGUGUCACAAUGGCCAAAAAUAGUAAAAAAAAAAAAAAUCGUGUUACAAAAAAACAGACUUGUUUUUAAUUAAAACUUAGGGUUUCUACCUUACUGUAUUUUAAUGGGUGUCAUUAUGGUGGUACUUUGAGAGCAACGUUUUUUUCUGAGGUGGUACUUGGUGAAAAAAGGGGCAUAGAGUAUUUAUGCCAGGGGCUGGCCUUGCCCUCACUCGCAAUGAAAGUGUCCAAAUACUUUUGAUGAUGAUUUUUUUCAAAACUAUAAGAUUUGAUUUAUCUCGCAAAAAAAAGUGUACCAUCAAUGUUCCAACUAAAGCCGGGGUAUUGUUGAUUUAAACUGCAAAUUGGACAGGGUGUUAAGUGGAAGCAGCUAAUAAUUAAACUCAUUGAAUAUGCGAUAAA